Molecule: messenger RNA, 4202 nt
Organism: Centropristis striata (black sea bass)
Lineage: Eukaryota; Metazoa; Chordata; Actinopteri; Perciformes; Serranidae
Product: fas-binding factor 1 homolog
Exons: 32
Coding region: 480-4106 (1208 amino acids)
Biological process (GO): cilium assembly; establishment of epithelial cell polarity
Cellular component (GO): ciliary transition fiber; ciliary basal body; centriole
Source: RefSeq, a predicted model, not a curated record
CAAACUGUAAACAGGAAGCGCAUGUGUCGCGCCGGUUGCGUCUGUAGUAUCUUUUUUGCUGCAGUAAAUCUCUCAAACAGAUAUGUCUGAUUUGAAUUUUGCAACUCAAAGCUUUGUAAUGUGAAACAUUAGGUUUGUGUUAAAAGACUGAAUUCGCGUAAUUGUGCUAACGGACAGCCUUGCCCGUGUAGCAGUAUUUGAUGCAGUGUGUAGCGGCGGUAUUAUUCUUUUUAAUGUUAAUUUGCGUCAAGCAAACUUGCUAAUUUUAAAACUCUUAGCGUGGCUGUAUUAAAGCACGAAACAAAAGGACGUGUUAGCAUGUUAGCUAACUACAGUCGUGUAUCGUGUCAUUAGCAUGGGCGCUCACCGGUGUAGCGUGGUUACUAUUGGAGACAGGAGACGCCUAAUCAGAUUUAGCUAGCAUAAGAUAACUUAAGCUAAAAUACUCUCAACUUUAAUGCUACCAGGAGAGAUUCAACAUGGCUACAAAGCUGAAGGGCAAACCAUCCAAAAGUUCAUUUGGAGAUGAAGAUUUGCUCGACAGCUUAUUUGAUGAUAACAAACUCCCAGUGAGGGGGAAAGCGACUCGCAGUGGACCACUGAGUCGCACCUCUGCUACGGAUAACAUUUUCAGUAUGCUAGCAGAGGAGGUAGGGAGAGACGGCGGGGACACGGAGGACUCUGACGUCUCAGCAGCAGAUCCUAAUGACAUACUGAAGAACAUGAAGGACAUGGAUGAUAUGGAUGCAGACCUUUUUGCAUUAAAGAAAAAGCCCAGUUCAGCUCCUGCAGCACAAACAAAGCCGUUUGGUGAUGAAGGGCCAAGGAAAAACUCUCCAAAGUUAGAAAGUAAAGUAAAACCGGAGGGAGCAAAUGAACCCACCACCACAGGAGGGAGGAAGCCUAACUCUGCACCUUCGUCUACAGCACAUAACUACAAGAAGUUCACCUUCUCUGACAGUGGUGGUGAGGAUGAAGGUCUUGGUCAGACUCCUCACACUAAAGAUGUGGACGACCCCCUGGAUGAUCUACUUGAUGACUUGCUUUCAGAUGAAACCAAGCCGGAACCUAAAUCCAGAACACAGCAGGCUAAACCUGAAAAAUCUGCGCCAUCUCUUUCAGCCUCUCCUAUCCUAAAGACUGAAACAUCUAAGACAGCGAAACAAAGAAGCGAUCUUACAUUUGAUGAUGAUAAGGACGACCUCAUGGAUGCCCUCGGAUUUGAAAGUGAUAAAAACAAAUCCAAGAAAAAAGAGAGCGCUCUUUGGUCCAACAAGGAAAGGGGUGAGACCCAUCACAGACCUCGUACCAAACUCGAUGAGAUCCUGGAGAGUUUGACUUCACCUCGUCUUCUGGAGCGACCUCCAACAGGCGAGAGGAAGGAGCAGCCUCACACUCAAGAGAAGCAGCAACAAGAGAAGACGCUCAGUGUGAAAGAACCAGUUCCAGAAGAAGAGCUCACGUUUGGCUCCUAUCAGCCCACUCUGGCUUCCACUCCUGAAGGGCGCCUUUCCCGCAGACAGUCUGUCAGAUUUUCUACAGAAGAUGUCGGUCCCUCUACCCCAGAGAAGAAACCAAAACCCACCACCCCCACCUCCUCACGACACCGCGGCUCAGCUGACUGGCUCGGCCUCAAGACAAACGACGACCUCGUCUUCCUAGAGGAUGAUGCAAAAGACACCAAGGCUUUAAUAGAGUCUCCAAAGGCUCCUUUUUCUCCUUUAUUAGAGAGAAAAUCCUCUCUGACUGUAAGCCAAGCCACAUCUGCUCCAAAAAUAUCAGCAGACACCCCUAUUGUAACGGAAAAUGUUACCAAACAAACCAAACCAGAGCUCUCUAAAAGCCAGCAGAAAGAAGAGGAGGAGGAGGAGGAGGAUUGGUUAGCAGGAGCCCUGAGCAGAAAGAAAGCUCUGUCAGUGUCAAAGUCUGAGACAAAGACCUCCCAUGAAGACGCUUUGGGCCUGGGAGAAGAUCUGGAGCCCACUGUCAGUAAGCAACUCCCUUCACAAGCUCCCCGGGGCAGAGAGGACACUGUUACAUCUGUCAAGGAAACUAGCACUGCUUAUUCCACUCCUGUCAGAGAUACGAGGACCAAGCAAGAUUGCCCUCCUUUGCCAGUCUCUGCUGCUAGCGUUAGCCACACCCAACCCCAGCUUCAAACUCAACUGCUACUAUCCCACAAAGCAUCCAGUCAGGCAGCUGAAGAAACCCUGCAACAGCUGCAGCUGCUCAACCCUGUCUCUACUAUAGCGCCUGGCUCAAUGAGGUCUGUUCCACAACAAAACCAAAUGCAAAAUCCACCAAGUGCAGCCCAACAACAGUUGACGCUUUCAGCAGACAGUCUGCAGCAGCUGCUUCUACAACAGCAGAUGAUGCAGUCUCAGCUGCUGGGUCUAGGUGGUGGUGUGGAUGCAGGACUCCUGCAGAGACUUAAAGACAGAGAGCAGCAACCUGGAGAUUAUCAGGCUUUACAGACUCGCAUCAUUCAGCUGGAAGGACAGGUGAAGACGCUGCAGCUGGAGCGAGAGCAAAGUCAAAUGUUCCUCGAGUGUGUCCAGCAGCGCCAUAAACAGGAUGUGGAAAUCAUGGAGAACACACACAAGGCUCGUGUGAAGCUGCUUGAGGAAUCAGCAGCCCAGAGGGAGACACAUGCACGGCAGGAGUGUGAGGACCUGAUGGAACGCCUGGCGACAGCAACACGAUCCGCUGAGCAGGACCGCUCCGAGCUGCAGGCCCAGUACCAGCGCAAACUGGCCCAGGCCCAGCAAGACAGAGACCGCGAGGUGGACAGACUCAGAGACCUCCAAAGGAAAUCUAUCUUGGAGAUGAAGAAGGACCAUGAGGACCAGGUCCACAGACUGAAGAAGUUAAAGGACGAAGAGAUUGACGCAGUUACAAGUGCAACAUCUCAGACCAGAUCUCUUACAGUGCUGAUUGAGCAGAUGGAGCAGUUUUCCUCUCGGCUGGGGGAUCUUUCUACUCGGGUGGAGAGCACACAUGAACACACGGCUCAGGGCCUGGAGCAGGGGGCACGGCACAGAGACGAGCAGCUCCGAAUGCUGCAGGAGCGUCUGAGCCAGCAGCAGAAAGCCAUGACGGAGGAGAGAGCGUACCUCAAGGAAAUCAUUUCCAGGAUGGACACUCAGCUCAAUGAGCAGCAGAGACAGCUUGAGAAGGAACGCUGGAAGAUGACAGCAGAGCAGGCCAAGGCAGAGUCCACCCAGAGAGGCCUGGAGGGAGAGAGACAUGCACUUAGCAUGCAGAUCAACAUGGAGAGAGAGGAGCUGGAGAGAGCCAAGAGUUCACUGCUGGAGGAGCAGAAGUCAGUGAUGCAGCAUUGUGCAGAAGAGAGGAGGAAGCUGGCAGCUGAGUGGGCACACUUCCACACCAUGGAGAAGCAGAGGCACGAGAGAGCUGAGCGCGAGGUCAGCAGUCUGCUGGAGAAGAGAGAGGGCUCCAUCAUCAGCCUGGCACAGGAACAAGCAGACUUAAAGCUUCACACCGCAGAGCUGAAACAAAAGGAGACGGCCAUGGCCCACGAGAGAGAGAAUGUGGAGCGACUACGAGAAGAACUGGACAGAGAGAAAGAGAGAAUAAGCAGCACAGCGCUGAGACUCAAGACACGAGUCCAAGAGGUUGAGGCCUUCAGCAAGCUCGCUGCAGAGAAGUAUGAGGACGGAGAACGAGCGCUGCAGGAGGCGAAACGUGUGGAGGCCGAGCACGAGGCAAGACUCAGGAAUAUACACACACAGACAGAGAGACUGAGGCAGCAAGAACAACGAAUCCUUCAGGAGCGAAUGCGGUUAAGUCACCUGCAGAAGGACACAGAGAGGCUGACGUUAGACACUUCAACUUCAUCAUUCACACAAAUGAUUCCACCCAUUUUACCAGAUGCAGCUUCAGUGUUGCCAAACCCUGAGCUGUCAUCAACCCUGAAUAUUCCUCCUGCUACUUCAUUUGCCAACUCCCAGUCCAUGGCUCUCCAGGCCAGUCUGGCUCUGUGGAAAUACACUGCUGAAAAGGACCGUGAAUUCCUCGAAGAGGAGAAGAUCUUCUUAGAGAAUUUGAAGAAGAGAUCUUACAGAACAACUUUCAACACAGAUUGACCGUGACAUGCUGGGUGCUCGCAUUAAGAUUUGUUACUUUAAAUGUGUCAUACUUGAAUUUUUAUACAGCUUUCAUUAAAGAGGUUUUAGAUCAAA